CAGGUACUAAUCUCCCGCCCGUCGCAGAAAGCGGCAAUGACCCGGCGGAAGUAAUUCCUUCGACUGCCCCGGAACUCACAGGGGCAGGCAGCUGGGGGUGGGGGGGUGGCCCUGGAGUAGGGGCUGUGGCGGUACGAGGGGACUCGGUUGCGGUGGCUGCGAGGCUGACGAGAAACUACUCACGUUCCUGUGGAACCAAACUAGAAUUUAUAAGAACAUAAUGGAUGGAGAAGAGAAAACCUAUGGUGGCUGUGAAGGCCCUGAUGCCAUGUAUGUCAAAUUGAUAUCUUCUGAUGGUCAUGAAUUUAUUGUGAAAAGAGAACAUGCACUAACAUCAGGAACAAUAAAAGCCAUGUUGAGUGGCCCAGGUCAGUUUGCCGAAAAUGAAACUAAUGAGGUCAAUUUUAGAGAAAUUCCAUCUCAUGUGCUAUCAAAAGUAUGCAUGUAUUUUACCUACAAGGUUCGCUACACUAACAGCUCUACCGAGAUUCCCGAAUUCCCAAUUGCACCUGAAAUCGCAUUGGAACUACUGAUGGCUGCGAACUUCCUAGAUUGUUAAAUAAAAUAAAUUAUAAUAAACUGUUAAUUUUUUUUCAGUAUUUAAUAUUUGUAGUUCAGUUAGUAAUUUUUUCAUAUAUAGCAUGUUGCCUGUAUGCAAUUGAACUACAAAUUUAAUUGCAAAGCAGAUUUUCUUCUGUUCUUUUGCAUAGCAAUCAAAGUUAAAAUUUGUUUCAUACAUCAACAAAUUAAGGACAUUUUCACAAACUGAGAAAUAAACAAUUAUGCCAAUUUGUAGGUGGUUUUGUUUAUCCUUUGGAUGUGACUUUUAAAAUUAGAACGAUGAUACAAUAAAUGCUGAAAUAUAGGCAUAAACGAACAUGUUCUACAGGUAAAUAAUGGGGCUAUGUAUUUUUGUUUUUAGUGUUUUUUUUAAAAAAAAACUUAUUCUGAUCUAUAGCCACUGAUAGCAUUACUAGAGUUAUGCAAAUAAUUACAUAAUAAACAUGUUUAUAACUUA
Molecule: messenger RNA, 1018 nt
Organism: Marmota flaviventris (yellow-bellied marmot)
Lineage: Eukaryota; Metazoa; Chordata; Mammalia; Rodentia; Sciuridae
Gene: Eloc
Product: elongin C
Biological process (GO): ubiquitin-dependent protein catabolic process
Source: RefSeq, a predicted model, not a curated record